Molecule: messenger RNA, 1223 nt
Organism: Lycium barbarum (goji berry)
Lineage: Eukaryota; Viridiplantae; Streptophyta; Magnoliopsida; Solanales; Solanaceae
Exons: 7
Coding region: 98-940 (280 amino acids)
Biological process (GO): proteasome assembly
Cellular component (GO): cytosol; nucleus
Source: RefSeq, a predicted model, not a curated record
CCAACUUCCAACCAGCACAGAGGAAAAAGAGGAAGAUUGCAUUGCAUUGUUGCGGCAGAAGAAGUUGGGAAAUUGUGAAUCAGUAGGCUAAUAAGUAAUGGAGUUUUAUGCUGAGGAAGGAAAGAAUUUGAGCUCAGAUAACUCCACUAUAGUUCUGCCGGCCCUAUCCGUAGGGAAUGUAGGGCAACUAGCAGUGGAUCUUCUAGUAGCUUCGUUGAGAGCUGAAAGAAUUGGUUACCUGGACGAUCCAAAUGUUGUUCCUUGCGUUGGUAAUGAUGCCUAUUGCCCUUCCCCACCCGGUGAACUCGCUCUUCCUCUUGAAGUAUACGAAUCAUCUCCUGAUGCAUUGGCUCUUGUUCAACAGAGGUCUCCUAUUGUUAAGGGUAUGAUGGUUGAAUUUGCUAGGAACUUGGCAAAUUUUGCUGCUGCAAAUGGGAAGAAACAUGUUAUUGUGCUCUCUAGCUUGGAGUUUGGGCGUUGGCAGCACAUUGAUAUGUCAAGUGGAUCGCAGAUUCAUUACCUUUCUAGUUCCAACUCAGAUGGAACAGACAAUCACUGUGAAAAACUGGGCUGGAAGAGAUUGCCAGAGUAUAAUCCUGCACAGAGAAUGUGGAAGCAUUUAGAUGAUUUAGCCAAAAAUACUGCCUCGGAGGUAGAGGAAUUGCCUUUUGAAGAGCUGGGAGAUGAGGAUUACUAUGCCAGUUUGCCUUAUGCUGCGUUGUUCUCUUGUUUUAAGGCCAAAGGUUUGAAGGUCACUUGUCUACUGUGUUAUUGCUCCGAGGGAGACAACAUUCCUGAUGCUUUCCAUUUAGCUGAUGCUGUAUCAAAAGCUCUGGGGCUCAGACCUAAUAGUUCUCAAGAUAAUGAAGUUGAAAGCUGGACUGUGCCGUUCUCGUGGAAGAGUGUGUAUGGUCCUCCACCAGAUAUGUCUCUUUUCUAGGCUACUUUGGAGCAGUUUUAAGUCUGCUGUUAUAUCCUUUGUGGCCUUUUGGCUAUGAUCACGUAAAAGUUAUGUCUGCGGUUCACUUCGGGUUGUACAAGUUUAAUUUGUAGUUUGAAAGUGUUCGCCAUCACAAUUUUAACUGAAUUGAGUAGAUAAGUAAUUUGAACUCAGAAUUAUCAUUUGCAACGCAGUUAAAUCAGAAGAUUGUUGAAAUAUUAAGUAUUGUAAAAUUUCUCGUUGAAGUUGAAACAGAGUAUUUAUAGUUGAAGUUGAAAGAGUA